AUGGCUAGGAGCUGGCUUUUUGACAUUGGAGGAUUUGCAAAGAAAGUGAAAAAUACUUCUCUGUCAUCAGCUGAUCAAAUCAAGGACUUUGGAGCAUAUCGUGAAUGCCCAAAAUGUCAUUACCAUAUUGAUAACAGUGAUGUUUCUUCUGAGUGGCCUGGCUUUCCUGCUGGUGUAAAGUUUGACCCUUCUGAUGUUGAACUUUUGCAACAUUUAGCAGCAAAAUGUUGUAUUGGAAACAAAGAGCAGCACAUGUUUAUCCAUGAGUUCAUCCCAACUAUAGAAGGAGACCAGGGUAUUUGCUACACACAUCCAGAAAAUCUUCCAGGUGCUAAGAAAGAUGGGAGUAAUGUCCAUUUCUUUCACAGAACAGUUAAUGCAUAUGCUACUGGACAAAGAAAGCGUAGAAAGAUUCAUCAUCAACAUGGUUUGACUGAGGAGAAUGUGCGCUGGCACAAGACUGGUAAAACCAAACCUGUAAUAGAAGAUGGAGUACAUAAGGGCUUUAAAAAGAUCAUGGUACUUUAUAUAAGAUCUAAGAAAGGGUCCAAGCCAUAUAAAUCCAAUUGGGUGUUACAUCAGUACCAUCUAGGGAGUGAAGAAGAUGAGAAGGAUGGUGGAUAUGUGGUUUCAAAAAUCUUUUAUCAACAGAAUAAGCAGACUGAGACAAAUGAAGAGAGUUCAGUGGUUGAAGAUUCUGACAUGGCACCGCGAACAAGUCCAAGAACCCCAAAACCAAAUCCUCCCAGUCGACCUUGUUCAGGCAAAUGUGUUGAUUGUGAUGACAAUUUUGAUGAAAAUGAACUUCUGUCAUUCAUCCAGGAUGCCAAGUCUAUACCUGGAAUAUCACAUGCCCCACCAUCUGUUAUUCAAAAUGAGGACAAUACUGGUGAACCUGCAUGGUUAGCUGGUGAAUCACAGGCUGUUGUUGAAAACUGUGACUUUGAUGGCUUGGAAGACAUCUUAUUAUGCAAGGAGAUGUUAGAUUCUUCUACCCUCUUAAAUGAUUCUGGAUUGAACUCUACCACUUUCAACAGCUUUGCUUCCGGUGCAAAUAAUUUGGCUGGAAAUGAUGAUGUAUCUUAUGGAAUUUCUGUCCUUGACACCCUGGAAUUGGAUACUCCUCCAGAUUUUGAUCUUUCUAAUUUGCAAUUUUGUUCUCAAGACAGUAUCCUUCAGUGGAUGGACAAGUUAUAA
This is a messenger RNA of Gastrolobium bilobum, 1197 nucleotides long. Its product is annotated as SUPPRESSOR OF GAMMA RESPONSE 1-like. The transcript has 6 exons. Gene Ontology annotation, molecular function: transcription cis-regulatory region binding; DNA-binding transcription factor activity. Gene Ontology annotation, cellular component: nucleus. NCBI's taxonomy places the organism in Eukaryota, Viridiplantae, Streptophyta, Magnoliopsida, Fabales, Fabaceae. Bases 1 to 1197 code for a protein of 398 amino acids. Gene Ontology annotation, biological process: regulation of DNA-templated transcription. The record is from RefSeq and is a predicted model, not a curated record.